Molecule: messenger RNA, 1281 nt
Organism: Babesia ovata
Lineage: Eukaryota; Apicomplexa; Aconoidasida; Piroplasmida; Babesiidae
Product: DNA-directed RNA polymerase III RPC8
Exons: 4
Coding region: 1-1281 (426 amino acids)
Biological process (GO): NAD+ metabolic process
Cellular component (GO): mitochondrion
Molecular function (GO): NAD+ kinase activity
Source: RefSeq, a predicted model, not a curated record
AUGGACGCGCUCAUGCGCCACCUGAAGGAGCGCUACAACCUGCGUACCAUCGUCGUCAAGGCGCAAUCGCACAACCUUGUGCUGAGCGAUUUGGAAAGGUCCGGGUUUUCGCUAGACCUCAUUAUUAGUGCCGGCGGGGACGGUACAUUCCUCGAGGCCGCGGCGCUGUUGCCGCCGUCGCAGACAUCCAUCCAGCGACCCUGGAUUGUUGGACUCAAUACCGACCCUGAGAGAUCGGUUGGAGCCAUGUGCAUGUCCUACUUCAAGCGAGGGGGCAUGGUAUUUCGACGAUAUUCCGGUGAACAGCGCACGGAGCCGGACGACACGCCCAAGCAGAACAUGAUCCGGUUCACCGAGUCGGAUGCGCUCGUCAGGAAGGAGUGCGCAUCUGACACCACCGGAGAAAAGGAGUGGAAUAACCUCACACAAGCGUCGUUCUGCGAAGCACAGAACGACGGCAGCGAAACGCAAGACCACUGCACCGUUAUAUCCAAGCAUGUUGCCAACAUCUACAACAUCACGUACGACGAUUAUGUAGGGAGCCUGCUCGAACGGCUUAUAGUGAAGCGCGAUUAUGUGCCUGUUGCGCGUCAAAAAAUACGAAUCAAAAUGUUCAAGAGGCAGAGUUCCGCGGAACAGGAGACCGCGACGAACACAGGCGACUCCACCACCAUAGAGGACAACCUCUUCUGCGGAACGGAGUCAAACUUCACUGAGGACGACCUCGAUGCCGAAGCCUGCGCAAGUGGCGACGGAGUUAUCCCCUACGGCGCUGUGAACGACAUCAUCAUAGCAGACAAAAAUUUCGGGAAGACCUUCUACGGACUGGUGCAAGUGGACGCCCUGCCGAUCAUACGGGUCAAAAGCAGUGGCGUUCUUGUGUCAACUGGCACGGGAUCUACGGCGUGGGCCUACAACAUGUGCAAAAUGAGCAUGGGCAACGGGUUCAGGAUGCUGAACCACCUCAUCAACCACAAGUCCUUCCCCAAGGAGGCUGCGAAGAUCAUUGAUGCCAAAAUGAUGCGCGAGGCGAUUGAGGAGCACAAUGCAAGCCUCGUGUUCGAUGCGUCGCAAAACACUCUGAAGUGCAUCAUACGAGAGUCUAUCAGCGAAACGUCCACCGUCGACGCGACGUCGUUCAUGGGACGCCAGGUCAAGCUCCUGUCGCUGUCCAAAAACGCCAGGCUUGUCAUCGACGGCUCCAGGAUCGUGAAGGUCGACUACGGCGACGUUGUGGUGCUCAAGACUUUCGAGUCGGACACCAUAUGGAGCUGCGUCUGA